This is a messenger RNA of Anopheles nili, 352 nucleotides long. RefSeq lists its product as uncharacterized. The record is from RefSeq and is a predicted model, not a curated record. Bases 30 to 299 code for a protein of 89 amino acids. The transcript has 2 exons. NCBI's taxonomy places the organism in Eukaryota, Metazoa, Arthropoda, Insecta, Diptera, Culicidae.
GUCCCAAAACGCUCGAAAACACACUCAACAUGUUCACUAAAGUGUUCUUCGUAGUUCUGCUCGCCAUCGUCGCGACCUCGGCUAAGCCUUUGGUGCCACUGGCUUACACUGCAGCGGCUGCACCAUUCGUUGCAGCUCCAGCCGUAACGGUGGCUUCGCCUUAUGUGACAUCGUACGCGACGGCACCUGCUCUGGCCGCUUAUUCUGCUCCAUAUGCGUCGGCAUAUACCGCCGGAUUCCCGUACACGGCCGCUCUUCCAUACGCAGCUGCCGCUCCUUACACGUCCAUUGUUCUGUAGACAUUAUCAGUGGUAUCGCGAUGACGAAAUGAAUUACAACUAAUGGAUCAGAA